Messenger RNA from Arabidopsis arenosa, 1549 nucleotides. Lineage: Eukaryota; Viridiplantae; Streptophyta; Magnoliopsida; Brassicales; Brassicaceae. The record is from the annotation of a GenBank genome assembly.
AUAUCUUCUGUUUCUUCUCAGGAUCAAACUUACUAAAACAUGUGCAUGUGGUGGGUUUUAGCAAAUCUGUAUUCUUUAGAUUAAAAUAAUAGCAUAAUACAAAUUCAUAACCCCUAUUUGAGUUGGCACAACUCACCAAUGUUGAAGCAGAGGGAGGAGAUAAAGAAGACAACUGGGAACGAGCCAGCAGGCCAUGGUGAAUCUGAGUGGCGUCGAGCUGUGAUCCGUCCACUGCUGAGAGCGGGAGGUGAACGCUGCUCUGUGAAACCAGCCUCACGCAUUGCCCUCCACUGCAGGAACCGCCUGAGCCAAGCCUUCGCUCAACUCACACGGAUCACUCACAGCUUGGACUGGGCAGCCCGGAACAAUGCCACAACAGAUCCGGCCUGUGGACCGAGCCAGUGUUCCACCAACUUAUUGUCCCCACUUGGGUCACAAGCCCUCGCUAUUGAGCUCGACGUGUCAAGAUUGGAAUUUGAAUCUGAAGUAAGAUUCAGAAGCUUGGUGAUGUAUCUUCAGAUUGUCAACAACCCAUCUCAUGGCUUAGGUCAUGUAUGCUACUCUAGUCGGGUUUCGUGUAGGGUAAGACUGAGUCGUGUCCUUGCCAUGCCACCGUCUUCAGUCCUCUUGCAUAUGGACGAAAGCAAUGAUCUUCCCAAGCCCAAGAAGGGUUUUUGUCUGAGUGAAGAUUCGAAAAACAGUUUAAACAGUCUUUCUGCAGAUUCUUUGCUUAGGCAUGCUAACACAGUGGGGAUUAUUGGAGGCGUUUCAACUGAUUCCACUCUGAAGUUUGUGAAGAAACUCGUGGAUUGGAGCUCAAAUGAUGGUAAAAGCUCGUUACCCUUUGUGCUAUGCUCGGAUCCUGCACUCAACAAGGAGCUUCUCUUAUACGAGGAAAACUCGUAUCCUUCUCUUUACCAUAGAGCAGAGAGUACUCCGGUGGAUCCAAAGCUAAUUGUGGAAAAUCUAAGGAAUAAGAGAAGAUAUCUUGAGAAAUGUGGAGCUAAAUUAAUCUUAAUGCCCUGUCAUAUUGCACAUAUAUGGUAUGACGAGGUUUGUGAAGGGAGUUCAGUUCCUGUGCUUCACAUGGGUGAAUGCAUUGCUAAAGAGCUGCAAGAGGCAAAAAUGAAGCCCCUUGAAGCAGGGAAUCCUCUGCGUGUGGGUGUGAUGGCCACUAGUGCCACGUUAUCCGCAGGGUUCUACCAGGAGAAACUCCAAAGCAAUGGAUUUGAGGCGGUGCUUCCAGACAAGGCGACAAUGGAGCACACAGUAAUCCCAUCCAUAGAAGCAAUGAAGAGAGAAGACAUGGAAGGAGCACAGAACCUUCUGAGGAUAGCGUUGCAGGUACUGCUAGUGCAGGCGGUAAACGUGGUGAUGCUCGGGUCAGAUGAGAUGCGGGACCUCUUGCCAGGGGAUGAUCCUCUGCUGAAGAAGUGUGUUGAUCCAAUGGAUGCACUCGCAAGGUCUGCCAUCAAAUGGGCAGAGAAUCAAUGCUCUUAAGGGAGUUUGUGUGUAUAUAUGUGAAUAGAAAUAUAGCUCGGCUGGGGUG